Messenger RNA from Phyllopteryx taeniolatus (common seadragon), 7644 nucleotides. It is a transcript of the gene col5a3a, whose product is annotated as collagen, type V, alpha 3a. The record is from RefSeq and is a predicted model, not a curated record. Gene Ontology annotation, molecular function: extracellular matrix structural constituent. Bases 224 to 5791 code for a protein of 1855 amino acids. The transcript is spliced from 67 exons. Lineage: Eukaryota; Metazoa; Chordata; Actinopteri; Syngnathiformes; Syngnathidae.
AAUUGAAUGAGAAGCCUCUGAGAGGAUCUUGAGAGGAGCCACCACAACAAAACAAUCUCUCCAACAGUCCAGCCAGUGCAAACACCCAUUGGCUUUUUUAUUUGAUAUAUAUUUUUUUAACAUUUUCUAUUCAUGCAUGGCUGCGUAGUGCCUCAAACUUGCGGAACUUUUUACAGCAACAAGUUUUGGUGGAAGAGGGGGGGUCCCCUCCAGAUUUGCUAAAAUGGAUCACUUUUUAAGGAAUGGGACAAUACGACUACUGGCUUUUAUUCUACUGCACUUCACCACCAUUCAAGCUGCUCAUCCCAUCGAUGUUCUCCGGGUGCUGGAGAUGUCGGAGAACACGGAGGGGGUUUCCGUGCGCCCUGGUCUCUGCAGCAGCCGUAAACAGGUGGAAGGAACACAGCAGGCCUUCAAAGUAAACCAGAAAAUCCAGCUCAGUGCUCCCACCAAACAACUUUUCCCUGAGUCCACAUUCCCUGUAAAUUUCUCCCUGAUGGCCACCGUGCGAGCCAGAAAGGGAUCGCAGUCAUUCCUACUCUCCGUGUAUGACGAGCACGGCGUGCAGCAGCUGGGGCUUGAAGUGGGCCCUUCGCCCGUCUUCUUGUAUCAGGGCCGGGCAACUGGGCAGCCCACCCCCGAAACUCACCCCACAUUCAAGGACGUCAACCUGGCAGAUGGACAAUGGCACAGGAUAGCCUACAGUGUGCAGGGCAAGUCCGUCACCCUCUUUUUGGACUGUCACAAGGUAGAGACCCAAAAACUAACACGUGGAGCCGACGCCAUCGUCAGCACGGAGGGCAUCGUCGUAUUCGGAUCAGGACUACUGGAUCAAGCUGUAUUUGAGGGAGAAAUUCAACAACUGCUGAUUGACGAUGACCCCCAGGCUGCUGCCGCUUAUUGUGUCAACUACAUGCCAGACUGUGACUCCGCUUUGCACCACAACAACCAAGACCUGGACCUUCAAGGGAAGUCCCAACUGGAGCAGCCAGAAGAACAACAUGGCAAAGAGGGCAGGAAGGGCAAAAAGAACAAAAAGAAGAGGGACAAGGGCUCUAAGGGCAAAGGCAAACGUAAAGGCAAGGGGAAGGGCAAAGGGAAGAAGAAGGGAUCCAAGAAGAAAAAACUUGAAGAGGAAAGUCUGGAGGAUGGCUUCAUCAGAGUGUCUACCAUGUUGCCCGAGUAUCUGUCCCAACAGCCUUUUUUGGACAUAGAAAGCACUGCAGAAACGCUCAGUCCCACUAAAGUCUACGAUGACGAGCCCCUUGCGGAGAUAUCUACAAAUGAACCCUCAACGGAGGCCCCCUCACCCGUCAGCAUGGCCGAAUCAGAAAUUCAUGUUGAGGAGCCCGAGACCGGGAAGAGCCCAGAGGUGGAGCACGGCGACGACCUUUACGGCAACCUUGUUGACGAGCUCGCUGUUUCCAUAGUUACAGCGGGCAUGAAUAUUACUGAAUCUGAGGUCCUCGAACACGACGACUACAAUAACACCAACUUUGAUUAUGACGAUUAUGACUUAUACGACGAAGGCUACGAUUUUGCAUUGGGAGAAGGAGCCCAGACGUGGGAAGGAAAGUCAAGAGUAGCGACUGAGAAAGGACAGAAGGGCGAGCCUGCGGUAUUUGAACCGGGUGCGCUAGUGGAAGGACCGGCAGGCCUGCCGGGACCGGAGGGACUUCCUGGUCCAGCUGGACCAACAGGCCCCCCAGGAUCCAGGGGAGACCCUGGUGAAAUGGGUCCUGCAGGACGUACUGGUCUUCCGGGGGUUGACGGAAUUCCAGGUCCACAAGGGACGUUGCUGAUGCUACCUUUCCAGUACAGGAGUGAUUCCCAAAAGGGACCGGUGGUGACCCCCCAGGAGGCCCAAGCGCAAGCCAUCAUGCAACAGGCCCAGCUGUCAAUGAAGGGACCUCCAGGUCCAACGGGUCUUACAGGGCGCCCAGGCCCACUGGGAGCUCCGGGCGCCGCCGGCCACAAAGGAAACAUUGGCGACCCAGGCCCGCCGGGACCCCAAGGAUUGGCAGGAGUUCAAGGAAGUAACGGGAAAUCAGGAAAAAGGGGCCGUGCUGGGACAGAUGGAGGACGUGGAGCUCCAGGUGAAACUGGUGUUAAGGGUGAUCGAGGUUUCGACGGCCUGCCGGGACUUCCGGGAAACCAGGGACACAAAGGGGACAGAGGAAAGCCUGGUCCUCACGGGCCUGCCGGAGAGCCGGGAGAAAGGGGACCAAAUGGACCUGUUGGCCCCAGGGGGCAACCUGGUGAACCCGGUUCACGGGGUCUUGUUGGGCCGAGGGGGCCAUCGGGAGCACCUGGCCAACCGGGUAUCCAAGGAACGGACGGAGUGCAGGGGUCAAAGGGAAACCAGGGCCCGCAUGGAGAAAUAGGACCUGCAGGACAACAAGGAAAUCCUGGACCACAGGGAUCGCCCGGCCCCCAGGGUCCCAUCGGGUUGCCGGGAGAGAAGGGUCCCCAGGGGAACCAGGGCAUGCAAGGACUACCAGGCAUUGAUGGACCGCCUGGUCACCCAGGAAGAGAGGGACCCCAAGGAGACAAAGGCACCCAAGGGGUGCUAGGCACCCAGGGGCCAAUCGGGUACCCGGGACCCCGCGGCGUCAAGGGAGCAGAUGGCGUUAGAGGUUUAAAGGGUUCCAAAGGAGAGAAGGGAGAAGAUGGCUUCCCUGGCUUCAAAGGUGACAUGGGCCUCAAGGGAGACAGGGGUGACAGUGGGGCCCUAGGUGCUCGCGGAGAGGACGGGCCAGAAGGGCUAAAGGGCCAACAGGGAGCCAUGGGGGAUUUAGGACCUACUGGGAUUGCCGGAGACAAGGGCCACCUUGGAGUGCCAGGACUGCCUGGAUACCCGGGACGUCAAGGAUCAAAGGGAUCACUUGGCUUCCUUGGUGCAGCAGGAGCCCAAGCAGAGAAGGGACGAAGGGGUCCAGCUGGUCAGCCUGGAUCUGGAGGCCAAAGAGGUCCUAACGGGGCCCGAGGAGGAAGAGGAGCAAGAGGUCCCACUGGGAAGCCUGGAGAAAAGGGUUCGUCUGGACAAGAUGGCCCGCAGGGAUCCCCCGGAGAACAGGGUCCCCAAGGGCCACAGGGAAUGCACGGAGAAACAGGACCAAAAGGACCAAAUGGUCCACCUGGAAAAGAUGGAGUACCAGGUCAUCCUGGCCAGAGAGGGGAACCAGGAUUCCAAGGCAAAAAUGGCCCCCCUGGUCCCCCGGGUGUUGUCGGACCACAGGGCAAGUCCGGUGAAACGGGGCCAAACGGCGACAGGGGCCACCCGGGGUCACCGGGAUCACCGGGUGAGCAAGGAUUACCUGGAUCGGCCGGAAAGGAAGGAGCCAAGGGAGACCUGGGCCCAGCAGGAGGACCAGGAAAGAGUGGCCCUGCAGGGCUCCAGGGAUUUCGGGGGAGCAGAGGGAUCCCUGGUGCAACGGGUCCUGAAGGCUUAAAAGGAGGAGAGGGUGUACCUGGUAUUGCGGGACUCAUCGGUGCCACCGGAGAGAGGGGACCCGCUGGGCCGGCGGGUGCUAUUGGCCAGCCAGGGCGCCCCGGCAGUGUGGGCCCUGCGGGGCCCAUCGGAGAGAAAGGCGAACCAGGAGAGAAAGGCCCCGCCGGGAUGGCCGGGCAUGACGGGGAACAAGGACCUUUUGGGCUGCCAGGACCUGUAGGACCACCUGGGCCUCCAGGGGAGGACGGAGACAAGGGUGAGACAGGAGGACCGGGCCAGAAGGGAAGCAAGGGAGACAAAGGAGAAGCAGGACCUCCGGGACCUAUUGGAAUUCAAGGACCCGUGGGCCAGCCAGGAAUGCUUGGCGCAGAUGGCGAGCUAGGUCCUCGUGGGCAGCAGGGAAUGAAUGGAGCCAAAGGAGAUGAAGGACAGAGGGGCUUCAAGGGACCAACUGGUCCUGCGGGCCUACAGGGAAUGCCAGGAUUGCCAGGGGAGAAAGGAGAAAGUGGGCAUGUAGGCUCUAUGGGACCCCCAGGACAGCACGGACCUCGAGGCUCCCAGGGGCUAGUUGGUGCAGAGGGCCAAGCGGGAAUACCAGGAGGAGUUGGUGAACCUGGACCUCCUGGAGAGAAGGGUGAGGACGGCGAGGCCGGGGACCCAGGAGCAGUUGGCGAGUCCGGCACUGCUGGUAUUAAGGGAGACUUAGGGGAGAAGGGAGAUUCUGGAGCACCUGGUGCGGCAGGACCUCCAGGAAUUAGAGGACUACCCGGAGAGGAUGGACCCAAGGGCAAUAUUGGCCCUGUUGGAUUCCCAGGAGAUGCAGGACCCCCUGGGGAAAUCGGUGUCACUGGAAAAGAUGGUGGACCUGGACCUAAAGGUGACGACGGAGAAACAGGCAAAGCGGGACCCCCAGGAGCCUCUGGAGAGCCGGGUCCUUCAGGACCUCCCGGACGAAGGGGUCAUGUGGGCGCUGCAGGAUAUGAAGGGAAGCAAGGCAUGAAAGGAGCCAAGGGAACAACAGGUACCCAAGGUCCAGUGGGUAAAACGGGCCCUGUGGGACCACAAGGGCCCCCAGGCAGGUCUGGUCCAGAUGGGCUUCAAGGCAUCCCAGGCCCUGCGGGUGAGCAAGGGUUAACUGGUGCACAAGGACAAACUGGACCACCUGGGCCAAUGGGACCACAGGGACUUCUAGGACUGAAGGGGGACCCAGGAAUAGAGGGAGAAAAAGGUCACGGUGGGUUACUUGGCUUAGUGGGCCCCCCGGGAGACCCCGGUGAGAAGGGUGACAGGGGCCUGCCUGGUACUGACGGGACACAAGGGCCUAAAGGAGAUGAGGGUGUGACUGGCCCACCUGGUCCCACCGGACCACCAGGACCACCUGGUCUGUCAGGAGCUGGUGGAGAAAAAGGAUCCAAGGGCAACAUGGGUGCCAUUGGUUCCAGAGGUGAUCCAGGCCCUGCUGGCCUUCCAGGACCUCCAGGACCCGCCGCUACUGUGGUUCAACCCCUGCCAAUCCGGGAGGGCAGGAAGAAGAAAAGACGAAACUCUGAUCAAGCCGGAACCGUCUCGUCUAGAGAGGAGGAAGUGACUCUCAAUAUGGAAGACUUUCUGCAAGCAGACCAGCCUUUAGGAGGAGAGGAUGGAAUGGAAGAAGUCUUCGCCACGCUUUCAUCCAUGAAAAUCGAGGUGGAGCUGAUGAGGAGGCCCCUGGGGACCUUUGAAAGCCCGGCACGCACCUGCAAGGAGCUCAUGAUGGUUCAGCCGGAUUUCAAAGAUGGAGACUAUUGGAUUGAUCCUAACCAAGGCUGCAACCGAGAUGCCUUCAAGGUCUACUGCAACUUCACAGCUGGUGGUGAUACAUGCCUGGACCCUGACAAGAAGAUUGAAAUGGUGAAAUUAGCAGCAUGGAGCAAAGAGAAACCAGGAAGCUGGUACAGUCAAUACAGACGAGGCAAGAAGUUCUCCUACAACGACAUGGACGGCAACACCGUACAAGUGGUCCAGCUGACUUUCCUCAAACUACUGAGCGCCACGGCCAAGCAGCGGUUCACAUACGCGUGCCAGAACUCGGCGGGCUGGUAUGACGGCACGUCGCACUCCUACAACCACGCCCUGCGCUUCCGGGGCGCCAACGACGAGGAGCUGACUAAGGCCAAAAGCUCCUUCAUCCGCGCCGUGUACGACGGCUGCCAGUUGCGUAAAGGCCAUGAAAGUACCGUACUGGAGGUGGACUCCCCCUCGGCUGAGCUGCUGCCCAUUAUGGAUGUGUCCGCAACAGACUUUGGCAACAGCAACCAAAAGUUCGGAUUCCAAGUUGGACGUGUAUGCUUCACUGGCUAAAAAGACAACAACUACCACCAAAAAAAAAAAAAAAAAAAAAAAAAAAAAACAAGACCACUGAACACUGAAAAACCAAAGAAACGGGAGUUUUACCACUGCCCCAAGCAAUAUUUAUUAUAGUAUGUUGUAGAUUAUUUAAGACUUUCUUCACAGCUCACGUUGGGAAUUCCUUUGCCUUUACAAGACGACGACAUUCAUCAGUUGCAACAACGCACCAAGGGAAAUAAGAUGUGUUUAUAUGUUUGUUUGAUUUUUGGGGGUUUUUUUGUCUUCAAUUUCCUUCCACUUCCAUUUGGUCCCGCUCAAGGGUGAACUUAUGAGCUACCCAAUGUUUUCAAAGACUGCCACCGAGCAAUUCCCAGACAUUUAUUUGCAUGCUACCAGGUUACUAUACUGACAGUUGCAUAGCAGCAUCGAACUCGGCGAGCAUAUUAAUUCUAUACAGGCGCCAUUCUUCAUUUUCUGUUUGGGGAAGAGAUGAAUUAUCCCGUUUACCCUUCAAGUGCAGUUUGCUAAAUACAAUAAGCAUUUAAUAGCUAAACGUGGGCUCUAUUGAACUAUACAGUGACUCCUUGGUAUUCUAUAGUCCUAUUUUACAAAAUCUGUGUUUCCACACGUACUGUAUUUGUCUCCUCGCUGCAGGGACAUUCCAGGGCAAAAAUUAAGAGCAUGCUGAUUAAAAACAUUCAUCUAUUCAUUGCUCCUUUAUACCAAGAGACAUGUCAUGCAACUCUUGUCAUUUUAGAGCCUCACUCGAAGGCAUUUGUUUCUCUGUAUUAUUUAUAUGUUGAAAUAUGAACGUGUGACUUGCUCUUCGCCGGUGCUAUUUUUUGAUUUGUUUGUUUUUGUGCCUCUGAGGGCUGAUCACAGGACGAGUAGGGGGGAGGUGGCGAUUGCUCCUUCAGCAGAACGAAUGUGCUGAAGGCAAAGGGGAGGGAGUACGUGGUGGGGGGGAGGGGGCGUGUUACACAUCUUCUGGCUGAUUGUGCCAAUUUCACACGGCCAGUCGCUGGGGACAUCUCAGUGGAGCGUGGUUUGCAGCUUUAAAGGGAAUCUCCACUCUUGCAAUAAACGUGUUGUAGUAUUUGCUCGGCACGAAAAGGAGAUUUCCCUAUGAAAACGAGCUGAGGUGACAUUAAAAGUGUCGAUCUCAGUUCAUUGUUAUAUCAGGUGAUCACUAUAUGUUAACGUCUUUAAAAGGGGAAUUAAAGCCAUGUUCCCCCCACAAGAAUAUGUUGUAUGUGACCCCACUAGUUUAAAAAUGGUAUUCUGAUUCAUAUUUUUCAAAAUUUUAGUUUGGGUUCAAACCACCAUGUCAUCAACUUGUCUUUAAGCUAGUUAUCGCAACACACGCAGGGAGGUCACAUGACAUUCACAACGCAGUUGUGAGACUAAUUUUGGUCGACAGAAGAGGGCGAUAUUGCCCAACUUGGCGACCCCCUGGGAUGGAUGACAAUUGGUGCAUUAAUCUGUUUAAUUGUUAUUCCACAAGCGCAACAUUAAUCUGAAUACAGUGUUUUAACAAGUAGGGGCACAUACAAUGUAUUAUUUCCCCCCCCCCCCCCCCCGCCCCACCCAAAAAAAGGCUUUAGUUCCCUUUUAAAUGAACAAAUGGUGCUAUGCAAUGUUUUACGACGUCAAAAUGUGCAUCCAGCCGGGGUGAUUUGAAAUGUACCCUUCCUCCGGUCCUAGCCUGUGUGACCCCUUGUGUGUAUGGCCUUUAGUGUGUGUGAUUUUCCAUACUGUUAUUCUUUAGACUCAGAUGUUUAGCCUGAACUGAACAUAAAUGUAUCCGUCAGCCAAACAAAAAUUAAGUGGUGUGAAUAAAGGCGGUGGGGAUAUGAUACCGUUGA